Molecule: messenger RNA, 1981 nt
Organism: Anolis sagrei ordinatus
Lineage: Eukaryota; Metazoa; Chordata; Lepidosauria; Squamata; Anolidae
Gene: TMEM184B
Product: transmembrane protein 184B
Biological process (GO): transport
Cellular component (GO): membrane
Molecular function (GO): transporter activity
Source: RefSeq, a predicted model, not a curated record
GAGCCAGCUCCGCGCCUGCGCAGGAGCGCGCCUCUGUUUUGCCUCGGCUCCGUUCUCCCUCCACAUCCCACCCCCUCCUCCUCCUCCUUCGCAAACCUUUCAGGGCCGAGGCGAGAAGAAGCAGCAGCCAGAGAGCCGGGAGUCUGUGAGGAGAUGGAAAUGGAGGGUUGAGGGCCUCUUUCGUGGCCUUCCCUGGAGGACGGAGCUGCCCUUUGCCUGAGGAGAAGGAGGAGGAGGAGAAGAAGAAAGGCGUCCCUUUGGUGCCAGCAGUGCCGCGUGGCGAGCCAAGAGUUUGCAUAUGAUCUCAUUUCAAGACUAUGCUGUUCUCAACGGCGGAUGUAUCUUUUCAAUGUUGGUGGGAUCCUUACAGUGAACAUAGGUUUGAAGGAUCCACAACUAGGUGGUGACUAUAAGACGACAUGAUGAUCGUGGUAACUGGUGUCAUGUCAGCACCUGAGCUGGGCUCCCCAGACAACAUUCCUGUUGCAGCCCCCAAUUUAUCCUGGAUGCCUGAGGAUGGCAGACCCACUGCUAUGGAACAACCAGUAUUCCUAAUGACCACAGCUGCCCAGGCUAUCUCAGGUUUCUUUGUGUGGACAGCUUUGCUUAUCACCUGCCAUCAGAUCUAUAUGCACCUGCGCUGCUACAGUUGCCCCAAUGAACAGCGCUAUAUAGUCCGGAUCCUUUUCAUUGUGCCCAUUUAUGCUGUCGACUCAUGGCUCAGCCUCCUUUUCUUCACGAAUGACCAGUACUAUGUGUACUUUGGCACAGUGAGGGAUUGCUAUGAAGCUUUUGUUAUCUACAAUUUCCUUAGCCUGUGCUAUGAAUACCUUGGUGGGGAAAGCUCAAUCAUGUCUGAGAUUAGAGGGAAACCUAUUGAGUCCAGCUGUAUGUAUGGAACUUGUUGCUUAUGGGGAAAGACAUACUCUAUUGGAUUUCUGAGAUUUUGCAAACAGGCCACUUUGCAGUUCUGUGUUGUGAAGCCUCUUAUGGCUAUUAUUACAGUCGUCCUUCAGGCAUUUGGCAAAUACCAGGAUGGAGACUUUGAUGUCUCAAGUGGAUAUCUCUAUGUGACUAUCAUUUACAAUAUUUCUGUGAGCUUGGCCCUCUAUGCCCUCUUCCUUUUCUACUUUGCCACACGUGAACUGCUCAGUCCCUACAGCCCCGUCCUGAAAUUCUUCAUGGUUAAGUCUGUCAUUUUCCUGUCCUUCUGGCAAGGGAUGUUGCUGGCCAUUCUGGAGAAGUGUGGUGCCAUUCCUAAGAUCGACUCUGCCAGUGUAUCUGUGGGUGAAGGAACUGUAGCAGCUGGCUACCAGGACUUCAUUAUUUGUGUGGAAAUGUUCGUUGCAGCAAUUGCGCUACGCCAUGCAUUCACUUAUAAGGUCUAUGCAGACAAACGUCUUGAUGCACAAGCUGUUCCAUCCUAUGGGCCAUAUGGUCGCUGUGCCCCUAUGAAGAGCAUUUCUAGCAGCCUUAAAGAGACCAUGAAUCCCCAUGACAUUGUGCAGGAUGCGAUCCACAACUUCUCCCCAGCCUACCAGCAAUACACUCAGCAGUCGACCCUAGAACAUGGGCCGCCUUGGCGUAACGGCGGACACAUCAUUUCACGCUCCCAUAGCAGCUCCGGUGCCCGUGACCAUGAGAAGACACUGCUCCUUAGCUCAGAUGAUGAGUUCUAAGGUGGCAGUGGAUCAUGCCAUAGCCUGAAAAUUUCCCUUUAUUUAUUGAGUGAGAAGUGCAGGUCAUAUCCCUUUUUUGAAAAAAAAAAUGGUGCUCAACUCACGAAUGGGUACUUCCUGUUGCCAGUUUUGAGCUGGGACUAUUUUGAGUGGGUCCGUGCGGGUGGUUUGAACUGCCUUUUCCUAGAGUCUUCCUUACAGGCUUCACAUGAAUAAGAACAUUCUCCACCGGGCAUUACAGCAGAACGGAGAUCCUGAAGGUGUAGAAUAUACUUUCUAGGUGGUUCCCCCCCCCCCACACA